Molecule: messenger RNA, 3093 nt
Organism: Myxocyprinus asiaticus (Chinese sucker)
Lineage: Eukaryota; Metazoa; Chordata; Actinopteri; Cypriniformes; Catostomidae
Gene: mboat2b
Product: membrane bound O-acyltransferase domain containing 2b
Exons: 13
Coding region: 259-1755 (498 amino acids)
Biological process (GO): lipid modification
Cellular component (GO): membrane
Molecular function (GO): acyltransferase activity
Source: RefSeq, a predicted model, not a curated record
ACGAGGCUUGUUUAAAGGAGGACACUCGGUAUACUGCAGCCUUCAAAGGACGCGUCCUACCUAGCACGCAGCCUUCGAAACGAGACACAGCCUGUGCCGUGUGGGUGUGUUGUAAUGUCGCUUUUUUACCAGCAGUAGACAGCAGUAAGCAGCAACAGUCACUCUCCAGCGGUGGAUGUGGAUGUGUUAUGUGUGUGGGGCGGAUUGGGCUGCCACUGUUAUAUAGAGAACAUUACUGAACUCAUACAAUAGCGAAACAUGGCUACUGAGGCGCUAUCAGCGUGCACCGGAUCUAACUUACUCCAGCCCAUAAGCGAGAUAACCAACCUUCCGUUAGAUCAGGUGAAUUUUGUAGUAUGUCAGCUGUGUGCCCUGCUUACAGCCGUGUGGUUCCGGCUUUAUCUGCACCCCAGCAAGACCAGUCCGUUUGUGCGGCAUGUGGUUGCCACACUGCUGGGCAUCUACUUUGCCCUCUUCUGCUUUGGCUGGUAUGCUCUUCAUUUCCUGCUCCAGAGUGGUAUUACUUACGGCAUAAUGAUUCUGACUGGAGUUGAGCACAUGCACAAAUACUGUUUGGUUGUUGCUCUGGGUUAUCUUAGCUUCUGCCAAAUCACACGUGUUUACGUCUUUGAUUAUGGAAUGUACUCUGCCGAUUUCACAGGACCCAUGAUGGUCAUCACACAGAAGAUAACCAGUGUGGCUUUUGAGAUCCAUGAUGGUAUGGCAAGAAAGGAAGAGCAGCUCAAUAAGAGUCAAAAACUGUUGGCAAUAAGGCGGAUGCCCAGUUUAUUGGAGUACUUCAGUUAUAACUGUAAUUUCAUGGGCAUUUUGGCUGGUCCCACCUGUUCCUAUAACGAUUACAUUGCCUUCAUUGAGGGCACCCCCUGUCGUCACAGAGACCAAGAGACCAAGGGAAAAGUGAAUGGCAAGAGCAGGCUGAACGACCCUUCACCAGAUACUGAGGUCAUCCGAAAGCUGUCCACCUGCUUCUUCUCUCUUCUGGUCUUCCUCUCCGUCUGUAAAGUCUUUCCUGUGGAGCGCAACAUUGAUGAUGAUUUUAUUGCCACCACGCCCUUCUAUGCUCAGGUGGUCUACCUGUAUUUGUCCAUGCUGACCACCCGGCCUAAAUACUACUUUGUUUGGACUCUGGCUGAUGCCAUCAACAACGCGGCAGGAUUUGGCUUUAAUGGCUAUGACAGUGAAGGCUUGCCACGAUGGGAUCUCAUUUCUAACCUGAGAAUCAUGAAUAUAGAGUUUGCAACCAGUUUUAAAGUGUUCCUGGAUAACUGGAAUAUCCAAACAGCACAUUGGCUAAAAAGGGUGUGUUAUGAGCGUUGUCCAUAUAACCCCACAGCUGCCACCUUCCUGCUGUCAGCCAUGUGGCAUGGGGCUUACCCAGGCUACUACCUUACCUUUCUCACCGGCAUCGUUAUCACUCUUGCAGCCAGAGCUGUGAGGCACAAUGUAAGGCCAUACUUCUUGGGUUCACCAACUCACAAGUUUGUGUAUGAUGUCAUCACAUGGGCAGCUACACAGAUUGCAAUUUGUUACACAGUGGUACCCUUUGUGCUGCUUUCUGUGGGCCCCUCACUCAAGUUCUACAGGUCAUGGUACUUCUCCAUCCACAUAGGCUGUAUACUGUUGGCCAUCGCUCUACCUGUGAAACCACGCCACCUGCGGCUGAAAGAACAACAGUCUGCCCUCCAGCCAAGCCAAGAGACUACAGACAGCAACCAGAAACAAAAAGCCACAUGAGUCCUGGGACACUUCACAACAUCUCUAUAUACACACAGACUGGGCAAAUGUACCUAUUCUCCAGCCACACAUGAAUAGAGUCAGACAAACUAAAGCUCACAAAUAAACCAACCAGCCUGGACUGUGAUAGAGUGAGUCAGCCCUUGGCUCAUUAUAGUGCUCCUGGGAUUCAACAGUGAUUUGAGAUAAUGAAAUCAAAUCUGUCCGCUUUAAGGAGGAGUUCUCGAUGACUUGCCAAGAAAAAAUAGUUUGUAAUCUUUUGUUGCCUUUGUAAUCCAGUAUUAGUGUCCUAACCUGUUUAUCUUGUAUUGGGCUGUACAGUAAAUAGGAGUUUCUUGCAGGGCAUAAGGUAUUUACCACUUGAAGAAAGCUGGCAAUAUGAUCUUUGAAACAAAACGUUUAAACUAACAAUGAAAAUAAUAAAGAAAUUAUUUGAAAGGGGAAGAGAUAAAAGGGGUUUAUACAGUAUAAAGUUGUCCACAAAAUGUAAAGGAAUAUUCUGGGUUCAAUACAUGCUCAGUCGACAGAAUUUGUGGCAUAAUGUGGCCACAACAAAUUAUUUUGACUUGUCCCUCCUUUUCUUUAAUAAAAGCUAAAAUCUGGGUUACAGUGAGGCACUUUCAUUGGAAGUGAAUGGGGCCAAUUUCUGAAGGUUUUAAAGGCAGAAAUGUGAAGCUUAUAAAAGCACUUACAUUAAUUCUUCUGUUAAAACUCAUGUAUUAUUUUAGCUGUAAAAUUGUUUAAUCAGAUUACAGUUACUGACUUUAAUUACUUUUAAGUAAAUAAUAGGGUUAUGCUUAUUUCUAAUAUACAGUACUAUUUAUGUAGAAUACAUGAAUUAUGGCUCCAUAAUGAGUCAUUGUGAAGGAGAAAUGUGAGGUGCUGAGUGUAUGACUUGUGUGUAACAAUGAACAAGAAAGAAAUAUAGACAUUAAUAUGAAUUUGUUGAGCGGAAAAUGUUUUAGAAAGUAACUUAAAAAUAAAGUAAUUAGUAAUGUGAGUACUUUUUCAAUUAAGUAAUUAGUAAAGUAAUCUGAUUAAAAUUUUAGAGAAAUUAUUAAUUUGUAGUGGAUUACUAUUUUUAAGUAACUUACCCAACACUGGUCAGCAUUACUUCGUCAUGGCAACAAAGUUGUAAAAUUGGCUAUAACUUUAUACAGAAAAGGUUAGUAAGCGAUUUUAUCACACUAAAAUCAUGUUAACGCAUAUUGUUUACGUCUUGUGGCUAUACUUUUGAAAUAGUGAGUAUUUUAACAUUAAUGGAUUGCCUCCAUUCACUUCCAUUGUAAGUGCCUCACUUUAACCCAGAUUUUUUUUUUUUUUUUUUUUUAAAGAAAA